Bubalus bubalis (water buffalo) is the source of this 3587-nucleotide messenger RNA. It is a transcript of the gene GYS1, whose product is annotated as glycogen synthase 1. The coding region runs from base 218 to 2428 and encodes 736 amino acids. Gene Ontology annotation, biological process: glycogen biosynthetic process. The transcript is spliced from 16 exons. Gene Ontology annotation, molecular function: alpha-1,4-glucan glucosyltransferase (UDP-glucose donor) activity. Lineage: Eukaryota; Metazoa; Chordata; Mammalia; Artiodactyla; Bovidae. Gene Ontology annotation, cellular component: cytoplasm. The record is from RefSeq and is a predicted model, not a curated record.
CUGCAGGAGCCCCAGGGGGCUCAGUGACGCUGCGCCCGCUUGCAGCCCGGGUCUGACCGCUCCGGGCGGGGGUGCGGUCGUGCAAUAGGAAGCCGAGGGCGGUGCGAGCUUCCCGUCGGGCACCAGCUACCUGGCCCGGCGCCCUGCCCAGUGCAUUCCUUCGACACCUCUAGGGCCCCCACCGGUGGCCCCCGGGAGCCCUCUAACCGCGUCGGCCAUGCCUCUAAACCGCACUUUGUCCAUGUCCUCCCUGCCAGGACUGGAGGACUGGGAGGAUGAAUUCGACCUGGAGAACUCAGUGCUCUUCGAGGUGGCCUGGGAGGUGGCCAACAAGGUGGGCGGGAUCUACACAGUGCUGCAGACGAAGGCAAAGGUGACGGGGGACGAGUGGGGCGACAACUACUACCUGGUGGGACCGUACACGGAGCAGGGCGUGAGGACCCAGGUGGAGCUGCUGGAACCCCCGACCCCGGCCCUGAAGAGGACGCUGGACUCCAUGAACAGCAAGGGCUGCAAGGUGUACUUCGGGCGCUGGCUGAUCGAGGGGGGCCCCCUGGUGGUGCUCCUUGAUGUGGGGGCCUCAGCCUGGGCCCUGGAGCGCUGGAAGGGAGAGCUAUGGGACACAUGCAACAUUGGGGUGCCCUGGUAUGACCGGGAGGCCAACGACGCCGUCCUUUUUGGCUUCCUCACCACCUGGUUCCUGGGUGAGUUCCUGGCCCAGAGCGAGGAGAAACCACAUGUGGUUGCACAUUUCCACGAGUGGUUGGCAGGUGUCGGGCUCUGCCUGUGCCGCGCCCGGCGGCUGCCCGUGGCUACCAUCUUCACCACCCACGCCACACUGCUGGGGCGAUACCUGUGUGCCGGGGCUGUGGACUUCUACAACAACCUGGAGAAUUUCAACGUGGACAAAGAAGCAGGUGAGAGGCAAAUCUAUCACCGCUACUGCAUGGAGCGGGCCGCAGCCCACUGCGCUCAUGUCUUCACUACUGUGUCCCAGAUUACCGCCAUCGAGGCUCAGCACCUACUCAAAAGGAAACCAGAUAUCGUGACCCCCAAUGGACUGAAUGUGAAGAAAUUCUCUGCCAUGCAUGAGUUCCAGAACCUCCAUGCUCAGAGCAAGGCUCGAAUCCAGGAGUUUGUGCGGGGCCAUUUUUAUGGGCACCUAGACUUCAACUUGGACAAGACCUUGUACUUCUUUAUCGCCGGCCGCUAUGAGUUCUCCAACAAGGGGGCCGACGUCUUCCUGGAGGCCUUGGCCCGGCUCAACUAUCUGCUCAGAGUGAAUGGCAGUGAGCAGACGGUGGUCGCCUUCUUCAUCAUGCCGGCUCGGACCAACAAUUUCAACGUGGAAACCCUUAAGGGCCAGGCCGUGCGCAAGCAGCUUUGGGAUACGGCCAACACAGUGAAGGAAAAGUUUGGGAGGAAGCUUUACGAAUCCUUGCUGGUGGGGAGCCUCCCAGACAUGAACAAGAUGCUGGACAAGGAGGACUUCACUAUGAUGAAGAGAGCCAUCUUUGCCACACAGCGGCAAUCUUUCCCUCCUGUGUGCACCCACAAUAUGCUGGAUGACUCCUCAGACCCCAUCUUGACAACCAUCCGCCGAAUUGGCCUCUUCAAUAGUAGUGCUGACAGAGUCAAGGUGAUUUUUCACCCGGAGUUCCUGUCUUCUACGAGCCCUCUGCUCCCUGUGGACUAUGAGGAAUUUGUCCGUGGCUGCCACCUUGGGGUCUUCCCCUCCUACUAUGAGCCUUGGGGCUAUACACCAGCUGAGUGCACGGUAAUGGGUAUCCCCAGUGUCUCCACCAACCUCUCCGGAUUCGGUUGCUUCAUGGAGGAACACAUCGCAGACCCCUCAGCUUACGGUAUCUACAUUCUGGACCGGCGAUUCCGCAGUCUGGAUGAUUCCUGCUCGCAGCUCACCUCCUUCCUCUACAGUUUCUGCCAGCAGAGCCGAAGGCAGCGCAUUAUCCAGCGGAACCGAACAGAGCGCCUCUCGGACCUUCUGGACUGGAAAUACCUAGGCCGGUACUACAUGUCAGCGCGCCACAUGGCGCUGGCCAAGGCCUUUCCAGAAUACUUCACCUACGAGCCUCACGAGGCUGACGCGACCCAGGGCUACCGCUACCCACGGCCAGCCUCAGUACCACCAUCACCCUCGCUGUCGCGACACUCCAGCCCGCACCAGAGUGAGGAUGAGGAGGAACCCCGGGACUUACCACCUGAUGAAGAUGGCGAGCGCUACGACGAGGACGAGGAGGCCGCCAAGGACCGGCGCAACAUCCGUGCCCCCGAGUGGCCGCGCCGCGCCUCCUGCACCUCUUCCACGGGGAGCAAGCGUGGGUCUGUGGACACAGCGCCCUCCAGCUCAGUCAGCACCCCCAGCGAACCCCUUAGCCCCGCCAGCUCCCUGGGCGAGGAACGCAAUUAAAUCCCCAACCCCACACUAUCCCUUCCCGCCCCCCGCCCCGCCAACCCUGCCUCCCUUAUCUAGAGAACGGAUGUGGAAUGGCGCUGUCUCAAAACUUCACUCCAAAUCUUCAACCCUCUGUGGGGUCCACAAUCCGUCCUCCUCCGCCAUACACUCCAGCCCCUCUAGCCCCGCUGUUGGAAUCCCCAACACUCCAGUAUCCACAACACUGUGCCUUUCUUGUGCCCUGGAAUUCCCGCCGGGCCGUCCCAGAGGCCAGGGAUCUGCCAUUGCCCUGCUGUGGUGCCAGAGGUUUUCAGAAACCUGCUCUGUUGCCUUUUAUGCUGGGGCUCCUAGAAUCCCUUGCGCUUACUAAUUCUACAGCAUACAGAGUCUGCCACGUGCAGGCCUGGCCAGGACGCCACCGAGCACUGGAAACCAUGUGGCGUCUCUGCUAAUGAGACAACCAAGUCCAGAGCUGGCGCCCUUUCAGGGACUUAACUGAGUGCAGGUUCUCUAUUUCAACUCCAGAACUCGGGCUCCAAGCCAGUGUAGUCCUGUUUACUCUGAGGGAGCCCUCCCUGGGGUGUCCAACUCUGCCUGGAGUAUCCCUCCACCCCAACUCCCUUCUUCCUCUGCACUUUGGCCAAGCAAGUGGGGGCAGAACCACUUGGCUUCUCAUUCCUACUGGAGAACAUUGUCUUGGUCUAGAUGCCUUUCUGGCCUUUUCUGGACCAGACCCUACUCCUCCUUCCCUGAAUCUGAAUUCCCCCAUAUCUCUAGACUCCUGUGGCUUCCAGGGAAUCCCUCUGCUGAGGACAACUGGCUGUCUUCUCCUGCACCCUCCCCCAAACAACCCUCAACCGCUAGACCCACCAUGAAACCACUGGGUUCUGGGUCCCAGCUGCUGAUUCUAGAACCCCCGCUUCUGUGCUGCAUCCUGGUCCCAUCCCCUAGAUCUAGAACUCAGCCCACUGGAUUCUAGAACCUCCAUAUUUACCUCACCUCGAGGCUCUUCCAUCCCCAAGCUGUGCCCUGUCCCCAGCUUUGGUGAAAGAGAGGGGCCCCUUAUGUGUGCUGUGCUGUGUCUGCUGCACUUGGUUUGCAGUUGGGAGGGGAAGGCAGAAGAGGUGUGAUUGAAGUGUGUCCAGAGAUGAAAAAAUACAUAUAUAUUUAAGAA